AUGAACUCUUAUCCUGGUUUUAAGGUAAAUCGUAAGGAAUUUAAACCGUUACUGCGGUCAGGAUUCAGUGAUAGCGCACUUCAUAAAAGCGCCGUAAUAAAUGGAUUUCCCCCACACCGUCCGAAAAAAGUUCAGCAUAAACGUCACAAGAAGAAAUUCGUUGGAGCAAUGAUGUGGAAUAAGUCUUCAAAGAACGGCCCAAGUAGCAGUGACUCCGAAGACAACUCUGAAGACGACGACGAUGACAACGAGGCGUACGACUACGUCAGUCUAUUCCAAAUUUGUAUGAACUAUUUGUUUCCCAGGGCGUUUCCCAUACAGCCCGUGUAUUGGUGGAUCAAGUCCGCGCAGUCGGUGUCGGACUUGAGAGAAAAAAGCGCUGGAAAAAUAUUGUCGCCGGUGGGCCGGUGCUCGAUAUUCCCGGAAGGAGUGUUCGUGCAAUCUACCUCGGAGAAAGACGUAACGAAAAUAUAUUUUCCCGGCGUUAAAGAAAUGUUCAAGGCUUCAAACCGUUCUAUUCGAAAUAUUAAAUAA
Messenger RNA from Rhopalosiphum maidis (corn leaf aphid), 534 nucleotides. RefSeq lists its product as uncharacterized. Bases 1 to 534 code for a protein of 177 amino acids. The record is from RefSeq and is a predicted model, not a curated record. The transcript is spliced from 2 exons. NCBI's taxonomy places the organism in Eukaryota, Metazoa, Arthropoda, Insecta, Hemiptera, Aphididae.